CUAGUACGGUCACACCGCCACCUGAAAGCCGCUGUCAAACUGUUGUCAAAAUAAAACUGUAAGAUGCUGCCAACAUUUUGCAAAUUCCUGGCCGUUUUCUGCAUCCUGGCGUGGCAGACUCACGCCACCGGCAACCUAAGCCCCGGAGCGGUCGGAGUCCAUCGUCGCUUCGAGUACAAAUACUCCUUCAAGCCCCCAUACCUGGCCCAGAAAGACGGCACUGUGCCGUUUUGGGAGUACGGUGGAAAUGCCAUUGCCAGUUCGGAGAGCGUGCGCGUGGCACCGUCGCUGCGCAGCCAGAAGGGAGCCAUCUGGACCAAGUCCCAGACCACCUUUGACUGGUGGGACGUGGAGAUCGUCUUCCGAGUGACGGGACGUGGCCGAAUCGGUGCCGAUGGUCUGGCCUUCUGGUACACCACCGAGAAGGGCGACUACAACGGACCAGUGUUCGGAUCUUCGGACCGUUGGAACGGUCUAGCCAUCAUCUUCGAUUCCUUCGACAACGACAACAAGCACAAUAACCCGUACAUCAGUGCGGUCCUGAACGACGGCACCAAGCAGUACGACCACACCAAUGAUGGCACCACUCAGCUGCUGAGCGGCUGCCUCCGGGACUUCCGUAACAAGCCCUUCCCCACGCGUGCGCGCAUCGAGUACUACAACAACGUGCUCACUGUCCUCAUCCACAACGGUAUGACCAACAACAACGACGACUACGAGCUGUGCUUGCGCGCUGAUAACGUGCAGCUGCCCAAGAACGGUUUCUUUGGUAUCUCCGCUGCCACUGGAGGCUUGGCCGAUGACCACGAUGUGUUCCACUUCCUUACCUCAUCCCUGCAUGCGGCGGGACAAGUAAACGACGCACAGAAGGUAGAGAAUCAGGAGAAACUGACCCAGGAGUACAAGGAGUAUCAGGAUAAGUUGGAGAAGCAGAAGCAGGAGUACAAGAAAGAUCAUCCCGACGAGCACAAGGAUGAUGAGGACUGGGAGGAAUUCUACGAGUCUGAGAAUCAACGUGAGCUGCGCCAGAUUUGGCAAGGUCAGAGCCAAAUCGCCGACCACCUGCGUGAGCUGUCCCGAAAGGUGGACGAGAUAAUUGGCCGCCAGGAAACCACACUGUCGCUAGUCUCCCGCAACGCUGGCCAAGCCCUGCCCCCUCCAGCUGCUGGUGUAGCCCCGCAACAGGCCUUGCCCACUGGUGCUGUUAGCAGAGCGGAUGUGGAUCUUCUGCUUACAAAUCAAAAUGUGCUACUUAGCUCCAUCCGGGAGAUACGCCAGUUGGUAGGCGAUAUCAAUGUGCGUACUGAUAAUAUUCAAACGAAUCAGAAGCACGCGCCCACCGCUCAAAUCCAGUCCGGCGGCUAUGAUGUGCAAACGCUCAUCGCCGAGAUGCGCGACGGCAUGAAUCAGGUCAAGCAGGGCAUUACCCAUGUGGGUCAAAGACUGGGAGCGCCACAGGGCGCAGCGCAGGUUGCCAAUUGCCCCACGGGUAACUGCGUGGGCGUUACAUUGUUCCUAAGCGUAACAGUUGUGCAACUGCUGCUAGUAUUUAUCUACAACAUUUUCAAAAACCGCAGCGAAGCCCAGGCGAAAAAGUUCUACUAGGCAUUGGAAACGUAACGAAGUACACACAAAAAAACGCCUACACAUUCAACACACAAGAGAACACUACAACUACACACCUGAAUAGGCAGCAACUGAGUUUAGUUGAUAUGAAAAUACUGAAGACUACAGCGUAGCUUUUUCUACCAAUACGCGCAACUGUUUAUUUUGAUUGAUUUACUUUUAAAGAUCAGUCGUCAGGGGUAUCGAAUCGAAAUUCAAAAUCGUUACCUAAUGGAAUAAUUAAAGAGAACAAGAUAUUUAAACAAUGAAUGAGCCUCAUGACAAUGCCACGCAAUACAAAAUGAAGAAACCGUCGAAGAAGCCACAAGACAAACUUCCCUUUUAGUAAUAGCCUGAAAAUCAUGUUUUUUUAAUUGUUUAGCAAAUCAAGUCAAAAGUUUACCAUUCUCAACUCUGCAUAUCAUUUCUGUGCAGGCAUUUCUAUAAAAAAAAAAACAAAAGAAAAGCAACACAAAAAAAAAAAUAUAUAUAUAUCAUAAAAAUCGUAAAACACAUAAAAAUGUAAAAGGAAGAAUUCCGUAAAUUUAGCAAAUUUUUGUAUAAUCUAUAAACGUUAGAGUUUGGAAACCAGUCAGCGAUAUCUUUUUAAUUUUCUACCAGGCCGUACCAGGCUCAUCAAAACAAGUUUCCAGCUUUCUUUUUUUGUUAAUUAGCAUGGAUGUGAAUUAUGUAAUUAUGAAUACGAUGAAAUUUUCUCAAUAAGUUUUCGUUUUAUACUGAAUAAUUCUAAUAUAUAUACAUACUGAUAAAUUAUAAAAGAAUUGAAGUGAA
Messenger RNA from Drosophila bipectinata, 2397 nucleotides. It is a transcript of the gene ergic53, whose product is annotated as protein ERGIC-53. Gene Ontology annotation, biological process: endoplasmic reticulum to Golgi vesicle-mediated transport. Lineage: Eukaryota; Metazoa; Arthropoda; Insecta; Diptera; Drosophilidae. Gene Ontology annotation, cellular component: endoplasmic reticulum-Golgi intermediate compartment; endoplasmic reticulum membrane; COPII-coated ER to Golgi transport vesicle. The record is from RefSeq and is a predicted model, not a curated record. Gene Ontology annotation, molecular function: D-mannose binding.